This is a messenger RNA of Symbiodinium sp. CCMP2592, 384 nucleotides long. NCBI's taxonomy places the organism in Eukaryota, Dinophyceae, Suessiales, Symbiodiniaceae. The record is from the annotation of a GenBank genome assembly.
AUGACUGGCGUAGAGUUGGGCAGGUGCAGGGCCAUCAGAAAGGAUGUGCCAGAGGCUGGCAUGGCCGCCCAUGGAUCUGAGGCCACAGGUGGGGCUUGCAACACGCCCCCAUCUGCAUCGGGCAUGGCACACAACCCACGAGAGCAGCUGCAGUGGCAGCUGCAGCAUGCGAUGCACCCAGCUGAGGCGCAGGGGUCCCCCGCCGCCAGCAGCUCUGCAUCACCGACCGGCGAUCAAUACCGCGAGCAGGCUGUCGGUGUUUCUUUGUUGCAUCUGGCGUGGCCAGGGCCACGUCAUGGUGUAAAGCCAGAGGUUCAACAUGCAAGAGCGAUGAAUGAGACCAGCGCUCAUCCGGCAAUGGCAAGACGAAAGAGAUCAAGGUGA